GAUGAAUUUGAUAACUACAUAGGGGCAGACUGCGAAAAAACAAAAUAUUGAGGGUGCAAAGUGCAAUACUUUGACAAAUUACUAGGCUUGAAGAUUUGUGGCAUGGGUCAUACUAUGAACGCGAGUCGUUGCCCAAAGUAAUGAGCAAGGCUUGAAUCAAUUUGUUGGAUUGGAUUCGAGCAUUAAAGGUCGAGGAAGAGAUGGUCGGCGGCGGUGAAAGAGGUAACGGCGGCGGAGGAGGAAAAGAUGGUGACUGGGAGUGCGGCGGAUGCCGCAACCGGAACUACGCUUUCAGAUCCUUUUGCAACCGUUGCAAGCAGCCCCGCCUUCUCGUUGACACCAAAACGCCCGCCGAUUCGAAGUGGCUUCCCCGAAUCGGUGAUUGGAUCUGCACUGGUUGCACUAACAACAAUUAUGCCUCAAGAGAAAAGUGCAAAAAGUGUGGCCAACCUAAGGAGCUAGCAGCAAUGCCAGCAGUUGCGAUCCCUGGAGCUUCUGUCUCUACUCAUCCAACUUAUUUUGCCAGGGCUCAAGGAAGAAUGGAACAAUUACUGAACGUUGGAUCUUUCCAAUCAUCAAUGUCUUUGGGCUCCAGCUGGCUUGGUGGAGCAGCUGGUCAAUACAGGAAUCAUGCUACCGAUCCAUAUGGAAUUCAACAAUCAUCUAAUUGGGCCUUAGGAGAUGGAGGCAUAUCGGGAAUUUCAUAUGCUGGCCACAUGAAUCAACUUCCUGCUGUUCUAAAUGGUAAUGAAUGGCGUUCUGGGGAUUGGUUGUGCACAUGUGGCUUCCACAAUUAUUCUUCUCGUUUGGAGUGCAAAAAGUGCAAUGCCCCUUCGACCAUAUCAGCACCGGCAUCUCUUCUUAAUCCCUCAGUCGCAGCUCUUGGAACUAAACGCUUGGCGUCCGAAGAAUUUGUUAACAACUGGGAUAAUAAGAGACUGAAUGCAGGACAAGCGUAUGGGCUGGAGCAACAAUGUACAGGUUUAGAGUCUACCCCAAAUUCUGGAGAUAGUAAAUUAAAUAAUAUAUACCCAGCCACUCGGAGUGAAAACACAGUUAUUCCCCAGAAUUGGCAAGUCAACCCUCAAGUACCACGUAUCCAUCCGUUGUUGUAUUCUGCAGAGCAAAGCAAUGGCGUGAUGGGGAUUGGAUGUGCUCAAAUUGUAAUAAUCACAAUUAUGCCUCUCGAGCAGAAUAACUAUAAGGAAAUGAUGUCCUGGAUGGGGACUGAAUGCUUGUUCUGUUGGAUUAGUAACAUUCCAAUUGUUGAAACUAAAAGAUCUUCUGAAAAAGAAAAACCUUGCGAAGCAUUGGAAUUGCCAUGGUGCAAAACUCAGAGAGAGGUGCCGGCCCAACCUGUGAGUGUUGCUUAGUUCGGAAGUUUCCAAAAACCUUAACAGUCAGUCAUGCCUUGUGGUUUCCAGAUUUCCAGAUUACAGAUGUGUGAGAUGGUGCUAUAUUUAUGUUUAAUUGCAAUCAUGUUGUAACAUUAUAAAACCUAUCCUUGUGAUUGACUUAGUUUCAGUUGUUAAGGAUGUUUUGCUUGCAAUCUUCAUUGAACUGAUGUUCUGCAUAUAUCUUAUGUUAAUUAAUAACCAGUUUUUCUCUCCCGCUCUAUCGAUGGUUGCUAGAGGUAUAACUCUUAUUCGAAC
This is a messenger RNA of Striga asiatica, 1652 nucleotides long. The record is from the annotation of a GenBank genome assembly. Lineage: Eukaryota; Viridiplantae; Streptophyta; Magnoliopsida; Lamiales; Orobanchaceae.